Parnassius apollo (apollo) is the source of this 450-nucleotide messenger RNA. Lineage: Eukaryota; Metazoa; Arthropoda; Insecta; Lepidoptera; Papilionidae. The record is from the annotation of a GenBank genome assembly.
UUGUACCAGAAACAGAUAGCAAUUCAAGAGAUCUGUUGGAAUCUACAGACGCUGUUAGUUUGGAAGACGAUUUGGCCCUGGACGUGGCUGACAGUGACUACACCCAACUCCAUGAAUCUAUCAACAACAGAUAUUAACACACGUCAAGCGCCUUUACCUUCACACUCGUUGCCAGCUAUCACAAGACAAACACGGAAAAGAAAAGAUAAUGACCUAGAAGCAUUCCUCGACAUCGAGAGAGAGAAGAUGAAAAUUCUUCGCCAGGAUCAAGAAGAUACUACUAAUGACGAUCUUCUUUGGUUCAAGUCCAUAUUACCUGAUAUAAAACAGUUACCGUCAAUGAACAAAUUACAUUUUAGAACGCAAAUGCAGGAGCUUCUACUAAUGGAGCUGUCAAAAUUAAAUCCACCACAACCCGGUUCUCGACAUGGAUAUUACACUUCUUUGUGA